Aspergillus saccharolyticus JOP 1030-1 is the source of this 502-nucleotide messenger RNA. RefSeq lists its product as uncharacterized. The record is from RefSeq and is a predicted model, not a curated record. The coding region runs from base 80 to 340 and encodes 86 amino acids. NCBI's taxonomy places the organism in Eukaryota, Fungi, Ascomycota, Eurotiomycetes, Eurotiales, Aspergillaceae. The transcript has 2 exons.
CACGCCUGACAUACAAUUUAAUUUAUACAAUUUAUUUUUAAUAUCAUUCAAUCUGAACCUUUCGUCCACACCUAUCACCAUGCAGAACGAAUACGGACAGGGCAUGUCUCACGCCACCGGCGACUCGAAAGUCCCCGGCAAAGUGCAGGAGAAGGCUCCCCAAGGGCUUGAAGAAUCCUUGCCCAACAAGCUCCACGACACCGGUUCCGGGACUGGUCGCGUCACCCACGCUCUGAACGACGGCGAAGACUCCAUCGUCCCCAAGGGCAUCCAGAAGGCUGUCCCCGAGAAGCUCGAGCGCGCUUUGCCCAACAAGAUCCACAACACUGGCGAUGAAUAGAUGAUUUCGCGUGUCCGAUUGUGCCAACUUCAUGAUAUAUGUACCCUUUGAUGAUGGCGGAAUGAAUCAUGUUAUGAUCUUUGGUUAUGAGGAAAUGUAAACUACGUUCAUUUUAGUUGCUUGAUACAGAUCGAAAUACGAUAUUCUGGAAACUGGUUUACA